This is a messenger RNA of Ipomoea triloba (trilobed morning glory), 1881 nucleotides long. RefSeq names its product 4-coumarate--CoA ligase 2. Bases 128 to 1759 code for a protein of 543 amino acids. The record is from RefSeq and is a predicted model, not a curated record. Gene Ontology annotation, molecular function: CoA-ligase activity. The transcript is spliced from 5 exons. Lineage: Eukaryota; Viridiplantae; Streptophyta; Magnoliopsida; Solanales; Convolvulaceae.
UAUAUUGCGCCAAUUGAGUUAUUCGUGUUCAGGACACCCAGCGCUCAAGAAAAUUUAAUUAUUUUUUUGUUGGCGUGUCCAAUUUUCUCACUCUCUAACAGAUCAGACAUAUACACAAUAUACAAUAAUGGAAACCAAAAGUGAGCAAGGUGACGUCAUUUUCCGGUCGAAGCUCCCGGAUAUCUACAUCCCUAAACACCUCCCUCUGCAUUCUUAUUGCUUUGAGAACAUUUCAGAGUUCAAUGACCGGCCGUGCCUGAUCGACGGCGCCACCGAGAGAAUCUAUACUUACGCGGAGGUGGAGCUGACGUCACGCCGAGUUGCGGCGGGGCUGGAUAAGCAAGGGAUCAAGCAGCGGGACACCAUCAUGAUCUUGCUGCCAAACUCGCCGGAGUUCGUGUUCGCGUUCCUCGGCGCCUCCUUCCGCGGCGCCGUGUCGACGAUGGCCAACCCGUUUUUCACGGCGGCGGAGGUGGUGAAGCAGGCCAAGGCUUCCAACGCCAAGCUCAUCGUGACGCAGGCGUGCUACGUGGACAGAGUUAAGGACUACGCGCGGGAUCACGGCGUGAAGGUCGCGUGCAUCGACUCCGCGCCGGAGGGGUGCCUGCAUUUCUCCGAGCUGGCGGGGGCGGACGAGAGGGACAUGCCGGAAGUGGAGAUCGCGGCGGAGGACGUGGUGGCGCUGCCGUACUCCUCCGGCACCACCGGGCUGCCCAAGGGCGUCAUGCUCACGCACAAGGGGCUCGUCACUAGCGUGGCGCAGCAAGUUGACGGCGUCAACCCCAAUCUUUACUUCCACAAAGACGACGUUAUGCUCUGCGUCCUGCCGUUAUUCCAUAUUUACUCCCUCAACUCCGUUCUGCUUUGCGGGUUGCGGGCCGGGUCCGCCAUCUUGAUUAUGCAGAAGUUCGACAUCGUCCCGUUCUUGGAGCUGAUUCAGAAGUACAAAGUUACGAUUGGGCCCUUCGUGCCGCCCAUUGUUUUGGCCAUAGCUAAGAGCCCUGCCGUGGAUAAUUACGACCUUUCAUCAGUAAGAACCGUAAUGUCGGGAGCAGCGCCCCUCGGGAAGGAGCUUGAAGACGCCGUUAGAGCUAAAUUUCCCAACGCCAAACUUGGUCAGGGUUAUGGAAUGACAGAGGCUGGGCCUGUGCUGGCAAUGUGUUUGGCGUUCGCGAAAGAGCCAUUUGAGAUAAAAUCAGGUGCAUGCGGGACUGUAGUUAGGAAUGCGGAGAUGAAGAUUGUGGAUCCGGAUACCGGGUCUUCCUUGCCCCGAAACAAAUCCGGAGAAAUCUGCAUCAGGGGAGACCAAAUCAUGAAAGGUUACUUGAAUGAUCCGGAGGCUACAGAGAGAACCAUAGACAAAGACGGGUGGUUACACACCGGAGACAUCGGCUUCAUCGACGACGACGAGGAGCUGUUCAUCGUCGACCGCCUCAAGGAGCUCAUCAAAUACAAAGGGUACCAAGUCGCCCCGGCUGAACUGGAAGCCUUGUUGCUCAACCAUCCCAACAUUUCUGAUGCGGCAGUUGUCCCAAUGAAAGACGAGCAAGCAGGCGAAGUGCCGGUUGCUUUUGUUGUUAAGUCGAAAGGAUCUGUUAUCUCCGAGGAUGAUAUUAAGGCUUUUGUCUCUAAACAGGUGAUAUUCUACAAGAGGAUAAAAAGGGUAUUUUUCGUUGACUCGGUUCCCAAGUCUCCUUCAGGCAAGAUUCUAAGAAAGGAGCUACGGGCAAGACUGGCAGAUGGAUUCCUUGUUUGUUGAGAAACUUGAUUGAAUGGACUAAAAUAUCGACGUUUGAAAAAGUGGAUAAAAAUAAAGAAACUAAUAACAUUUUUACCGUUUUCUAAGCAGAAUAAAUAAUAUAAAAAAAAUCUUUACUGAUA